AUGAUGCAAAAGAUCCCAAGCAGCCUGGUUGCUGUAUCGCAAGUCCCAUAUCCUGGAAAUUUGAAAGGAACAGAGUUAGUGGGAAAGGAUUCUAUCCAAAAAUUAUGGAAAGCAUUCUCGACUUCACGCCAGGCAAGCAAAGAUGGAAAGGAUUGCAGGCUUGAAAGUCUUUUCUGGCGUAUUCUGGGGACCGAGAAGCUGGUCCAACAGAUUAACGUUCAAGGCUUGGACCAACUGAUCACACGGAUCAUAUCCAACGAACCUUUACAGCCAGUAGGGUUACUGAAGGCUUCUCCACAACCUAUCCCUGCCACUCAGCCUACAUCAGACCCCAUCGAUCAGGUGCCAAAAACCAUCCAUCCCAUUCUCAAAAAGCCAAACACAGUUCCUGUUGAGCCUUACCACAAGUCUGCACGCUUGCUGCUCGAAAAGCCAGACGGAGAAAAGAUAACCUUAGGCCCUUCGAACUCACCACCUCCAGAUAUCGUGACCACUCAGCCCAAGGAGAGCCCCCCAUCAAGACAAGCACCCAAGCGUGCACAAACUGCAGGUCCCCGCACAACCAAGGGGUUCCGUCGCCGCCCAUUAUUCAACCGCCGUAAAUCAUCUCAAUCAUCUUUCCUGAAGACACCGACGCGGGAGAGAAGGGAAAGCAUAGAAAACGUGAAGAAACGAGAAAUCCCAGACGGCCACAUAGAAGCAAUGGACCAAUCCACAUCCAAAAAUAACCCCGAGGAUCUUGUCAUUCUCAACCCUGCAGAUUCCUUCGAUCCCUUCUUUGACGCGGAUGAUGGAAUCAACGAUGGACUUGGCCCAGAGAUCACCCCUCCUCAUCCCCAACCUCCAGCUUCCCUGCCCUCAGGCCGUGCCACCUCCUGGACAGAAAGCGAAAUUGACCCUCUGGCCGUUAAGCUAACCAUCCCAAUCCGAGCCAAGCCCAAAAAUCCCCUGACACCAACUGAGCCGACCUUAGCAACUGCAAGUUCUACCACCCAGGUACCAGGAUCUCCCCCUGUGCACUCCAUGUCUGCGAAGACCGAUCCCGUCAUUUCUCCGGGAAUAGAAACGGUUAGUGCCGGACCCAGCCAGGAUUCCAAGCUCCAAACUGAAACCCAGGAUCCCAGUACAUCUAACCCCAAGGACACGCCACCCACGCCUCAACCCGUAACCCCCCUGGACCAUGAUCUCGCACCGUGGCCUCAUUUGCGACGUGUCCCCAUGCCACAGAAAAUGCUGGACACUCUGGUCGAGAUCUUCAGCAACCCCGUCCCUGUGGAACGCAUCAAACUUCCCGACGCACCGCUGCACCUGGUUUCGAACGCAGGUCCGCCUCGCGUGCCAGCGGGCUACCUUGAGUCCUGGAUGCUCCAGGGCCCAGAUUCGACAGCGCACCCGCAGCCAUCGAAUACGCCGUUAGUGCAGCCCGGUUUCCGGUCUCGAUUCGCGCGGGAGAUGGAGAAAGCGCGCCUUGAAGAGGAAGAGCCGACGCCGGAGUCCGAAUUGCGCUUUGCUGCUAUUCAGAAGGAACUAGAAGGGCAGGAGGAGGCUUCCGCAACAGCUUCUGAACAAGACCAGAAUGCUCCUUUUGCUCAGAGAGAGCCGUUAUUUCUGACUGACGAUAUGCUUUCUCGGUCUGAUCCUUCGCAUACGGAUUCUUUUCUUGAAGCAAUCAUGAACGGGGUCCCUAAGUGA
Molecule: messenger RNA, 1692 nt
Organism: Penicillium chermesinum
Lineage: Eukaryota; Fungi; Ascomycota; Eurotiomycetes; Eurotiales; Aspergillaceae
Exons: 3
Coding region: 1-1692 (563 amino acids)
Source: RefSeq, a predicted model, not a curated record